Molecule: messenger RNA, 1947 nt
Organism: Haliotis rufescens (red abalone)
Lineage: Eukaryota; Metazoa; Mollusca; Gastropoda; Lepetellida; Haliotidae
Product: extensin-like
Exons: 1
Coding region: 1-1947 (648 amino acids)
Source: RefSeq, a predicted model, not a curated record
AUGUUCAAUCCGCACAACACAUUAUCGAUCUUCACAACCCAUCCUCUGUCUCCACAACUCAUCCCCCGCCUUCACAUCCCAUCCUCUGUCUCCACAACUCAUCCCCCGCCUUCACAACCGAUCCUCUGUCUCAACAACCCAUCCUCUGUCUCCACAACUUAUCCCCCGCCUUCACAUCCCAUCCUCUGUCUCAACAACCCAUCCUCUGUCUCCACAACUCAUCCCCCGCCUUCACAACCCAUCCUCUGUCUCAACAACUCAUCCCCCGUCUUCACAACCCAUCCUCUGUCCCAACAACUCAUCCCCCGCCUUCACAACCCAUCCUCUGUCUCAACAACUCAUCCCCCGCCUUCACAACCCAUCCUCUGUCUCAACAACCCAUCCUCUGUCUCAACAACUCAUCCCCCGUCUUCACAACCCAUCCUCUGUCCCAACAACUCAUCCCCCGCCUUCACAACCCAUCCUCUGUCUCAACAACUCAUCCCCCGCCUUCACAACCCAUCCUCUGUCUCAACAACCCAUCCUCUGUCUCAACAACUCAUCCCCCGUCUUCACAACCCAUCCUCUGUCUCAACAACUCAUCCCCCGCCUUCACAACCCAUCCUCUGUCUCAACAACCCAUCCUCUGUCUCCACAACUCAUCCCCCGCCUUCACAUCCCAUCCUCUGUCUCCACAACUCAUCCCCCGCCUUCACAACCCAUCCUCUGUCUCAACAACUCAUCUGUCUCAACAACUCAUCCCCCGUCUUCACAACCCAUCCUCUGUCUCAACAACUCAUCCCCCGCCUUCACAACCCAUCCUCUGUCUCCACAACUCAUCCCCCGCCUUCACAACCCAUCCUCUGUCUCAACAACUCAUCCCCCGUCUUCACAACCCAUCCUCUGUCUCAACAACUCAUCCCCUGUCUUCACAACCCAUCCUCUGUCUCAACAACUCAUCCACCGCCUUCACAACCCAUCCUCUGUCUCAACAACUCAUCCCCCGCCUUCACAUCCCAUCCUCUGUCUCAACAACUCAUCCCCCGUCUUCACAACCUAUCCCCCGUCUUCACAACCUAUCCCCCGCCUUCACAACCUAUCCCCCGUCUUCACAACCUAUCCCCCGUCUCCACAAUUCACCCCCGUCUUCACAACCCACCCCCCGUCUUCACAACCUAUCGCCCGUCUUCACAACCCAUCCCCCGUCUUCACAACCUAGCCCCGCCUUCACAACCUAUUCCCCGUCUUCACGACUUAUCCUCAGUCUUCUUAACCCAUCCUCUAUCUCCACAACUCAUCCCCCGUCUUCACAACCUAUCCCCCGUCUCCACAACCCACCCCCGUCUUCACAACCUAUCGCCCGUCUCCACAACCCAUCCCCUGUCUUCACAACCUGUCCCCGCCUUCACAACCUAUCCCCCGUCUUCACACCCUACCCUCCGUCUUCACAGCCCAUCCUCCGUCUUCACGACCCAUCCUCUGUCUCCACAACUCAUCCCCCGCAUCACAUACCAUCCUCUGUCUCAACAACUCAUCCCCCGUCUUCACAACCCAUCCCCCGUCUUCACAACUCAUCCCCCGUCUUCACAACCCAUCCCCCGCCGUCACAACCCAUCCCCCGUCUUCACAACCCAUCUCCCGUCUUCACAACUCAUCCCCCGUCUUCACAACCCAUCCCCCGCCUUCACAACCAAUCCCCCGUCUUCACAACUCAUCCCCCCUUUACAACUCAUCCCCCGUCUUCACAGCCCAUCUUCCGUCUUCACAGCCCAUCCCCCGUCUUCACAACCCAUCCCCCGUCUUCACAACCCAUCCCCCGUCUUCACAGCCCAUCCCCCGUCUUCACAACCCAUCCCCCGUCUUCACAACCCAUCCCCCGUCUUCACAACCCAUCCCCCGUCUUCACAGCCCAUCCCCCGUCUUCACAACCCAUCCCCCGCCUUCACAACCCAUCACCCGCCUUCAUAA